This is a messenger RNA of Lactuca sativa (garden lettuce), 2236 nucleotides long. Its product is annotated as receptor-like protein kinase FERONIA. Gene Ontology annotation, molecular function: ATP binding; protein kinase activity. NCBI's taxonomy places the organism in Eukaryota, Viridiplantae, Streptophyta, Magnoliopsida, Asterales, Asteraceae. The record is from RefSeq and is a predicted model, not a curated record. Gene Ontology annotation, biological process: protein phosphorylation.
GUCACCUUGGGCUUCAUCUUUAUCAUGUUCUACGUUGACCAUAAAUUUCAGAAAUUAUAUGCAGUCGUCGACAACCAUUUCAAAUUCUUAUUUUAGUUCUGUUUUUUUCCUCUACAUCAAUAAUUUUGUUGGUAGCUACCGGUGAUAGCAUGGAAUCUCAACCCUCCACCUCCUAUUCCACAUACCGUCAGUUUGAAUUUCCGGAGAUUCUCUUAGCAACCGACAACUUUGACCAAUCAUUAGUAAUUGGGCAAGGAGGGUUUGGAAAAGUUUACAAAGGUAAAGUUCUCAUUGGAUCAAGUCCUGUUGCUGCUGCCAUUAAACGGUUGGAUUCCAUGUCCACUCAAGGGGCAGAAGAAUUUUGGGCAGAAGUCGAGAUGCUUUCCAAGUUGCGUCAUUGUCAUCUUGUAUCUUUAUUCGGUUAUUGUAAUUAUGAAAAAGAGAAAAUCCUCGUCUACGAGUAUAUCCCUAAUAGAACACUUGAAGACCACCUACACAAACUUUGUACCCCUCUUUCAUGGCAUCAACGACUCAAGAUCUGCAUAGGUGCAGCUCGUGGGUUAGACUACCUCCAUACUGGCACGGGGAUUGAGAUAGGUGUUAUACACCGCGAUAUCAAGACCUCAAAUAUUUUGUUAGAUGAUAGCUGGGCGGCUAAGAUUUCGGACUUUGGAUUGUCGAGAAUAAGCCCAACAAAUCAGCCAUCUACUUAUGUCAACACACUUGUUAAAGGAACAUUUGGGUAUUUCGAUCCAAAUUAUUUCACAACUGGCAGGCUGACCAGGAAGUCUGACGUGUAUGCGUUUGGGGUGGUAAUGUUGGAAGUAUUGUGUCGGAAGCGUGCAGUGGAUAGAAGUCUUGAUGAUGAGCAAUGGGGUUUAGUAACAUGGGCUCAAGAUUAUAUCAAAGAGGGAAAUUUAAAGCAUAUAAUUGAUUCUGAUAUAAGGGGUCAAAUAUCCACAAAACAUUUGAAGGAGUUUGCUCGAAUUGCAGACAGAUGUUUGCUUGGCAAUCCGAAGCAGCGCCCUACGAUGUUUGAGGUUGUGGUCAGUUUGGAUUCUGUAAUGAACGGACGUAGUUCCUUGCCAGCUACAGGCAAAACAGUUUUUGGAAGAGUACUUGAUUUGUUUCCACUCCCCUCCAAUGGAGAGAACUCUGCCGACGCUGAUUCAAAGCUAUCAAAUAGUAGCAAGGGAAACACUACAAAUGCCAGUGAUACGAUUGGGGCUGACAACAAACAUUUCACAAUUCCUAUUCCAAGUAUAAAAGUAUUCAAAUUUGAUGAUUUAAAAUUUGCCACAAGAAACUUUAGACAAGAUCUGCUCUUGGGUAGGGAAGGUUUUGGACAGGUAUUCUUAGGUUGGGUUGAUAAGAACACAUUCACGCCUUCAACCGAGGGGUCUGGAAUUGCUGUUGCUGUUACAAGGUACAGUGAAGUUCGUCCAGAGUGGAAAACGGUGGUGACUGUCUUAGGACGGUUGGCUCAUCCAAAUGUUAUUCGUCUAUUGGGAUACUCCAAUGAUAAAAAACCCCAAUCCUUCCUUGUUUAUGAGCACAUGCAGAAUCAAAAUUUCGGUCACUUCUUAUUCGGAGAUGUUGCCGGACCACUUUCAUGGGGAACACGACUAAUGAUAAUGAUAGGAGUAGCUCGUGGACUUGCCUAUAUGCAUUCAUUAAAAGAUCAAGUCAUACACCGUGAUCUUAAACCCUCUAAUAUAUUGCUCGAUGAGGAUUUUAAUGCAAAACUAGGGGCUUUUGAAUGGGCAAGAAUUGGCCCUGAAACCGGGGAAACAUAUAUUAUUACAUCUCUUGCUGGUACCUUAGGUUGUUUAGACCCAGAGUAUGUAAAAACUGGUCGCUUGCGAGUAAGUAGUGACAUCUAUAGUUUUGGAGUGGUGUUACUAGAAACCUUAUCGGGGCGUCCAGUAUUAGAGCAUAAAUUCAAUUUGGUAGAAUGGGCAAGUCCGUUCAUAGCAAGCAGAAACAAGCUAAAGAAAAUAAUGGAUCCACGUCUAGAAAAAAAGUACCCCAUAAAAGGUGCUUUCGAAUGUGCGACACUCGCAUUAAGAUGUUUAGCUAAAGGUAGGGAUAGGCCUUCAAGUGAAGAAGUUUUGCGAAGCUUGGAACAAAUAUAUUUUAACAAAUAAAUACGAAACAUAGCAAACACAAAUAUCUAUCUAUGAACCAUAUACUAUGACUUAUAUUCAAACAUUAUCAACAAAAUUUUUAUGAGAAA